This is a messenger RNA of Prunus avium (sweet cherry), 1296 nucleotides long. RefSeq names its product homocysteine S-methyltransferase 3 (gene HMT3). Gene Ontology annotation, biological process: S-methylmethionine cycle. The record is from RefSeq and is a predicted model, not a curated record. Gene Ontology annotation, molecular function: zinc ion binding; S-adenosylmethionine-homocysteine S-methyltransferase activity. Lineage: Eukaryota; Viridiplantae; Streptophyta; Magnoliopsida; Rosales; Rosaceae.
GAAGGUGGCCGCAUUCAUUAGUUACAAAAAAAGAUUCAUAAAGAACUUCGGCUGCCCCUUCAAGUUCAGCUACAACGCAAAGCAGCCAAAAGUGCUUCUCUGUUCCGCUUUUACUCCUUGUACCAUGGGCUUAGGAGGAGGACAGGAAACGUCGUCGUUUGUGAGUGAUUUUCUGGAAAAGUGUGGUGGCUAUGCUGUUCUUGACGGUGGGUUUGCCACUGAGCUUGAACGACAUGGAGCUGACCUCAACGACCCUCUCUGGAGCGCCAAAUGCCUUAUCAGUUCUCCUCACCUCGUCAGAAGGGUACACUUGGACUACCUUGAUGCUGGCGCAAACGUCAUAAUAACCGCGUCUUAUCAGGCCACCAUUCAGGGUUUUGAGGCCAAAGGUUUCUCUAAAGAAGAAGCCAAAGCCUUGCUUAGGAAAAGUGUAGAAAUUGCAAUUGAGGCAAGGGAAAUUUAUUAUGACAAAUUGCAAUCAAGACGUCCAGUUCUAGUUGCAGCAUCUGUGGGCAGCUAUGGGGCAUACUUGGCUGAUGGCUCUGAGUAUAGUGGGAACUACGGUGAUGCAGUUACUGUAGAGACGUUGAAGGAUUUCCACAGGGAAAGGGUACAGAUUCUGGCCAACUCGGGUGCUGAUCUUAUUGCAUUCGAGACAACUCCGAAUAAGAUAGAAGCAAAGGCAUAUGCUGAGUUGCUUGAGGAAGAAGGAAUAGACAUUCCAGCCUGGUUUUCCUUCAAUUCUAAGGAUGGAAUCAAUGUGGUCAGUGGCGAUUCGAUCUCAGAGUGCGCCUCUAUUGCAGAUUCAUGCAAGCAAGUUGUUGCCGUUGGAAUCAACUGCACACCUCCUAGAUUCAUCCAUGGACUGGUUUCAUCGAUUCGGAAGGUUACAAGCAAACCAAUAGUCAUAUACCCCAACAGUGGUGAGACUUAUGAUGGUCUGACCAAGCAAUGGGUGCAAUCAAGCGGGGCGGUCGAUGAAGAGUUUGCAGACAUAGUGAUAGGCAAGUGGCGUGAGGCGGGGGCUUCUCUAUUCGGAGGCUGCUGCAGGACAACUCCAAACACCAUAAGGGCCAUAUCUAGAGUUCUCUCCAACAACAAGUCUUCUGCAAUUAACGAGGAUGCUUAAAUGAGUUCCAAAACUGAGAUGUAAAUAUUUCUCUAAUUCGCUAAGAAUAAAAGCUUUAUAUCCCUUCCUUUCCUUGUUUUGUAACUCAGAGGAAGCAGUGAAAAUGUCACCGUGGUGAGCCUGUUCCAGAAUAAAAGUGUUAAUUUCAAGGGUAAAAUUUUCUGGCA